AUGAAGCAUUUUACUGACCUCAGGGAGAGUAAAGGUUGGUAUUAUACAUUCCCGUACGAAAAUAGAGGUUUACAAAACAACUUCAAUUUACCUUACAUUUGACUGGAACCCUAGUUACAGCCAAUAAGAAGUCAAAUGACAGGUAUCUUACAUAAUUUAUUUAUUUUCUCUGGUUCGCCAGUUCCUGGCAGGGUGACCGCGACAAUGCGUGGCGCAACUACAAGGCCCUUAACAGUCCCUCCCCCCAUUAAAGAUAGACCACCACACAGGGGAUUAUGUCCCCUACACAAGGGGGACCACACAAAUUGUGUGAAGGUUGUAAUGUUUGAAUUUAGAGGAAAUAUACGGGAAUAUUGAAAAGUAUUGGUGCUAAAUUGUGCUUGAAGAAAACAUUAAUUUGGAGAGACCUUGUCACCCGAACUUUUUAAAAUUCAUUUAUUAAUUGAUUAAUUUUAUGUUUUUCUCUAUUUUGUACAGGGAUAGUGCUGAUGGUAGGGGAGGUGGAUACAAACGCAAUGGUAAGUUAAGAAUUGAAGGUGUUAGGAUCUCGGCAACUCUUCCUUUGUAAUACAGGUACAUCUGUUCAGUGUUAGUACAACUACCUUAAAGGACACAAUACCUUUCCUGGCGGGUUUAGAUAUUUAAACAAAAAAAAAAACAAAAGCCAAGAUAGCCGUUUACUUUUGUAAGCUACGGCGAAGCGUCUAAGACAACAAUCUCAUUGUCUAGCAUCACUUUCAAUCUACAAUCAGGGACAAAAGUAGUUGACACACUUUUUUAAAACGGGUGCUUUUAUCAAGCAUUAAGUUCAUUUAUUAUUUCAUUUCUUUUAAACGCUGUAAAUCUCCUCACCCCCCGAAUCAAUGUUGUCUGAAGUAAAAGAAAGACUUGAGGGCCCAAAAUACAACCUUGAUUUUGGGGGGAACGGGCAGGGGUAGACAGGGUAAGGGGAUUGGUAUGUCCACUAUGCAAAAAGGGGCCAUUUUAGUAAAGCGUUCAAUACUUUUGUCCCUUAUUGUAGCUUCACUAUUUUUGUGAUAGGUGGAGCGCUACUGAGUUCUCUAUAAUACUGACUACAACAUCUUAAUCAAGAGAAACAAACGACUAAAUCUCCCUUAUAACAGGCGUUUUCUAAAACAACUUGCAGAACUUGGAUUAGAGAAGAUUUGAGUAGAGUCCCGCCAGAUAUGUAGGCUAGCUACCGUAAAAUUAACGCUUCUGGUACCUUUAUUUCAGAGCGUCUUGGAUGCCCAGUGGCUGGCAUAUCAAGUUCAGAUGUACUACGCAUCGGAGAGCAGUCACAGAGAAGAGAUCCUCAAGACGUUUAAUGUUUUCCCGGACAAAUUUGAUCACAUGACAGUUGUUAACGAACUGAGUGCCGAAAUUGAAAGCGGCGUAUUGCAAGGAUUACCGAAAGACUAA
This is a messenger RNA of Porites evermanni, 1422 nucleotides long. NCBI's taxonomy places the organism in Eukaryota, Metazoa, Cnidaria, Anthozoa, Scleractinia, Poritidae. The record is from the annotation of a GenBank genome assembly.